Molecule: messenger RNA, 4563 nt
Organism: Frankliniella occidentalis (western flower thrips)
Lineage: Eukaryota; Metazoa; Arthropoda; Insecta; Thysanoptera; Thripidae
Product: probable phosphorylase b kinase regulatory subunit alpha
Exons: 26
Coding region: 270-3827 (1185 amino acids)
Biological process (GO): glycogen metabolic process
Cellular component (GO): phosphorylase kinase complex
Molecular function (GO): calmodulin binding
Source: RefSeq, a predicted model, not a curated record
CAGACGACUCGGCUCCGAGCCUCAUCCCUGCCGAGCCCGACCGAGCGGAGCAGAGGACAGAGGACAUUCGCAGUGUGUCGGGGGGAGGGGAGCAGAAAGUACUUGCAACAUUUUAAUCUUUCAAAAUAAACAUUUCGUUGGCGGCUAUGCUUGGGGCUCGUUUAGUUUUGUGAGCCCCGCGGAAGUGAUGUUGAUGUAACAGCACCGCAAAGUGGUGAAAGAAAACUUAAGACAACUAGUCAUUUGUAAAAGCAACCCUGGCUUUCAUCAUGAGGAGUAGAAGCAACUCAGGGGCCCGCCUGGACUACUACCAGCGGAUAGCCCACAAACUGAUUAUGUGCCAUCAGGACCCUGUUACAGGCUUAUUUCCUGCCAGUCCAGAGAACGAUCAUGCUUGGAUACGUGAUAAUGUUUACUGUGUUCUGUCCGUGUGGGGGCUCUCAAUGGCCUACAAAAAGAUGGCUGACAUGGAUGAGGACAGAGCCAAAACCUAUGAACUUGAACAGAGUUGUGUGAAGCUUAUGAGAGGAUUGUUGAUGGCAAUGAUGCAGCAAAAGGACAAAGUUGAAAAGUUUAAGAUUUCUCAAAAUCCUCUUGAUUCACUACAUGCUAAAUAUUCAUCGACUACAGGGCAAUCCGUUGUUGGCGAUGCAGAAUGGGGACAUCUUCAAAUUGAUGCCGUCUCCUUGUAUUUACUCGUGCUUGCACAGAUGACAGCCUCAGGUCUACAGAUUAUUUUCAGUCUAGAUGAGGUUUCCUUUAUUCAAAACUUGGUAUUUUACAUUGAAUCAGCUUACUGUAUACCUGACUACGGAAUUUGGGAACGAGGAGAUAAGGCGAAUCAUGGUCUCCCUGAACUCAAUGCCAGCUCAAUAGGAAUGGCUAAGGCAGCCCUCGAAGCAAUGAAUGAGCUGGACUUGUUUGGAGCUCGAGGAGGACCCUCGUCUAUUAUUCAUGUUCUUGCUGAUGAGGCACAGAAGUGUCAAGCCGUCUUGCAUUCAAUGCUGCCUCGAGAGUCCAGCUCCAAAGAAAUAGACAGUGGUCUCCUCUCAGUUAUCAGUUUUCCUGCCUUUGCUGUAGAUGAUCCCCAACUUAUUUAUCAAACCAGGCAAACUAUUGUCUCCAAGCUGCAGGGCCGUUAUGGUUGCAAAAGGUUUUUAAGAGAUGGACAUCGCACCCCUAAAGAGGACCCCAACCGCUUGUACUAUGAGCCCUGGGAGCUAAGAAUGUUCGAAAACAUUGAGUGCGAGUGGCCCUUGUUCUUCUGCUACCUUAUUCUGGAUGCAUUUUUCAUGGGUCAAAGGGAAGCUGCAGAAAAAUACACUGACGCUCUAGAAUCAGUUAUCAUAAAAGGAGAAUCUGGGAUGAAGUUAGUUCCAGAACUUUUUGCAGUACCUGCCAGUAAAGUUACGGAUGAAUACAGAAAUCCAGGUAGCCAGGAAAGAAUGGCUUUGGGUCAUUGUCCUUUUCUCUGGGCUCAGUCUCUGUACAUCUUAGGGAAACUUCUGCAGGAUAGGUUUUUGGCUGUUGGAGAGCUUGACCCUCUGAACCGGAGGCUGUGCUCUGAAAAGAAACCAGAUGUUGUUGUACAGGUUGUAAUCCUAGCAGAAGAUAAUGAAAUCCGUGAGAAAUUGAGACAGCAUGACAUAUGUGUGCAAACUAUAGCAGAGGUGGCUCCAAUUGAGGUUCAGUCUGCUCGAGUCUUGUCCCAUCUGUACACAUAUCUAGGGAGGAACAAAAAACUUGGUCUUUCUGGUCGCAAAUCACGUGAUGUAGGAAUAUUGAGCACGAGCAAGCUGUAUUCACUCCAUGAUCGUAUAUUUGCUUUUACACCACAGAAAACAGAUUUGGAAGAAGUCUAUACUGUGAGCGAUAUUGAUUUUUUGGCCAGCAACUUUGUGACUGAUUUUGCAUUUUUGGCUAUGAAUUGGCGGAACACUUUGGGCCGCCCUACUUAUGUCAUCGUCUGCAACCAGAGCCAUUUAGAUAAUGGGAAGAUCCCACUGGCUAUGGUUACUACUAUGAAAAAAUUGAAAAGCGGGUACAUUAGUGGAACAAGAGUGACUUUAGGAAACCUUAGUGAGUUCUUAAGCACUUCAUGUAUUACCAACCUCAGCUUCCUUGGUAGUCAAGAGGAUGGGCUGCCUGAUCGACUCAAUCCUUCAGUGGAAAAAUACUUAGAAGAUCACAUGAUGAAAUCUCUUGCCACCAGAAGUCAACUUUUAACAAAAACUGUUGAUAGGAAGAAGAACCUUCGUAGGAGAAUGUCUGUGAAGGGAGCAAUUAAGAAAACUAGAUCCAUUAUUCUAGCUGAAACGGAUUCCUUAGGUGUUCCUGUGGGAGACGCUGAAAGACGUCCAUCAGAAAGCAGUACAGAUGGGAAAAAUCGUAGUCCUUCUCCUGAGGAUUUAGUUCCGUUAUGGAAGCAAACACCAACAAGGCAUAGUGAGGUCGUUGCCCGUAGGCUUCAGUCAGAAACACAGUAUGCGGACACUGAAGUGGAGGAGCUAUUAACCAUGUUAAGAGAAUCUGAACACCUUGAAGAGCAAGGGGAUAUUUUGCAGUAUUUAGUGGAUACACAGGGCCUGAACUUUAAUACAGGCAUUGUGGAAGAUGGGAAGGAGGUUACAGUUAAGGAUCUUCUGAAAAUACUCUAUGUGAAAGCAUCUCAGCAGAAGCUGUGGGGUCUUGUUCGUCAUACAGCGGGUAUGCUUGGGAAACGUGUUGAAGACCUUGCAAAAGCAGUGACUGAUAUACUAGUUCGUCAGAAACAGGUGACUGUAGGAAUGCCUCCAUCAAAUGAGCACACCAUCACUGCGCCUUUACCUGAGAAUGAAUUAAGACAGCUCAUACAUCAAGCAUAUGGUGAUGAUGAGAGUACAGCUAUGCUAACACAAGAGUUGCUGGUUUACUUAGCUAUGUUCAUCAGAACGGAACCCCAACUCUUCAAUGAAAUGUUGCGCCUCCGUGCAGGUCUCAUCAUUCAGGUAAUGGCAACUGAACUGUCUCGCUCUCUUAUAUGUAAUGGUGAGGAAGCCUCGGAACAUCUUCUCAACUUAUCACCAUUUGAAAUGAAAAAUCUUCUCCACCACAUUAUGAGUGGAAAAGAGUUUGCUAUGAGCAGCGUUGGGAGAGGCAACUACUCAGUCAUAAGUUGUAAGUCAAGUCGAGUGAGCAAGAGAAGUCAAAUUGGUGGUCUUCUGGCUGUGCCCGAAGGAGAGGCUGAAGAGGACGUUGGCUCCGAUCGGCAAGGACAGUGGCUCCGGCGACGUCGGCUAGAUGGAGCUUUAAAUAGAGUUCCUACUGACUUUUAUCGAAGAGUAUGGCAUGUGCUUGAAAGGUGCCAGGGGCUAGCAAUUGAAGGCCGAGUCCUUCCUCAAAACCUUACCCAAGAAAUGACAUCUGGCGAGCUUAAAUUUGCUCUAGCAGUGGAAACUGUUUUAAAUACUAUACCCCAGCCUGAGUAUCGUCAGCUUGUUGUUGAAGCUCUGAUGGUCUUGACUUUAGUGUCUGAGUAUAACGUUGCUAGCACUUUAGGUGGUGUCAUUGCAGUAGAGCAUCUAGUCCACAAAGCAAACCAAAUUUUUCUGGAGGAUCAGAUGCAAGUCAAUGGGGAUGCUACCCUGUGCUGUGCCAAACCACGAGAACAACGUGAUAUGUCUUGCUCUGGAGGUCUACUCUGUGGAGGUGCUGCAUACAUUUGUCAGCAUUUCUAUGAUUCGGCUCCUUCCGGGAGUUAUGGCACCAUGAGCUACGUGACACGAGCAGUUGCCUCACUGCUGGACUGCUUGCCCAAGGAAGGUGACAUGGAUUGCACCAUUACUUAAGCAAUUUUGUUUAAUUAUUCCAGAGGCUGAUUACUUUUAGUAAGUCUCUACUAUUUUAAAGACAAGCAGUAAAUUGUUCAAUUCUAUUAUUGCCUCAUGACAGAAUAAUAAUACUGUCAGACUUGUUUUGAUUUUGCUUUUAAUUAAUAAUAUUUUUUAGUGAGCUAUGAGAUUUCUUCAGAGGCUGGCCAAAAAGACUUUUUAACAUGUAAUAUUUUUGAAUUGCACCCAAUCCCUAUUUUUGCUGAUGAACUCUCCUAGAAGAGGCCUAUGAAUAAUUUCAAUUUCCUAUUGGGAACUAUUUUCUUGAAAUAUUUUUUUGAAUAAUAUUAAUUUGGUUUUGUUCCUGUACUAAUUUUAUGCAUUCGCCCAUGUUUAUAUUCUUGCCUUGGUUUCAUAUUCAUGCUUCAUCCAGUCUCUAAUUCUUAUAUAGAAAUUUAUCCUUCUAAUCUGCAGUAUCCUGUAAAGUUUGCCUCUAAAGCAAAGGAUAUACAAUUAAUGUUGCAACUGCAUACUGAGCCAAGUAUAUUGUAUGUAUUUCUAUUUUGCUCCUUAGUGCUAUGAUACACCUGUGUGUCAACUGCGGUAGAGCUGUGAUAACCUUUGUGCCAUGACCAUACUUCACAUAAACAGGAAGUUGGUGGUUCUUGCAUUGGCAAGAUUAUUGUUGUUAUAAAAUGUUGUAUUUAAUGUAAAAUAAAAAAAUAAAUUUAAAAAAUGGGAAGGAAAUGUGUUA